AUGGAGAACUCCGUGAGGCACUCAGUGGACAUAAAAUCGGAAGACUUCGUCGUCCUAAUUUCGCUGCAAAAUUUACAGACGUUCAUCAUGAUAGGAUACACAGCCGUGAAUAAAGACCACCUGAACUUCGACUUCUCUUACCUGUGGGCACUGUGCAUUGGAACCGGUCUAUUCAUAUACUCCCUGAUCAGCUUUGUUCUCAUAAGAUCCCUUGUGUUGUCAAAAAUAGACAUAGGCAAAUACGUCCUGGAGUUGUUAUUCAGUUUGAGUAUAAUCGUCACGUGUUCCCUGUCGAUAAUAAUUGACUCCUUUAAAAUAGCAAACAUGCAGUUGCUCUUUUUUUCCUUCGCUUUAACAGGCUACGCCUACUAUAACCUGAUUAGCCUCUUUUUUUUUUGCACACUGAUAGGAAUGAUAAUUCAGUAUAAUUUAAGUUUUACUGGGUUCAUAGCACAUUCCACUUCUUUCUUCUUUUUGGACAUGCUAUCCUAUUUGGUGCAAAUUAUUGGAGGGAACAUCCUAUACUUUCGCAUGUACGAACUGUGCACUCUUAUCGUCAUUUCGAAGAGGAACCCAUGUAAGUACGUCGUCGCAUCGAAGGAAGUGAAACAAGUGGAGAAACAAAUCUUCUCAUCCUUAUUCAAUUCUUACAUGAGCAUCAAGUCGAAAACGUACUCAGAUUUAACAUGCACUAAUGAUCUUUUAAAUAAGGAGAGCCAAUCUGCUGCCGGUAGGGAUAUCCCUCACAAUAAGUGGAACACCCACCAUGUUGCUAAUUCCUACCAGGACAAGAUCAAUCACACCAAGAAGUUACUCCUCCGACGAAGCAAACGGGACAAACGCAACCACAAAGGGGGAGGUCGAGUAACAUGUGCAAAACACACCCACUACCAUAACAGCCGAAGCCUUGCCAACUGUGCCACCAAACAUACCCCCAUCUGCACAACCAACUUUAAAAUAUCCAACACCCUUUCAAUGAAAAAUAAUUUAAACCCCAAUCUAACGUUAGAACCUUCUCCCCCUUUUUGUAAAAAAUGCGCUUCUGAAAAAUAUAGCCAUAAGGAUAAUGCGCACAAACGCAGGGAAGAGAAAAAAAAAUCUAAAUCGUAUAUGAACGCAGGCACAGCAAACAAGUCGAAACAAAUGGACAACCAUGUGGAGGAUGCCAACCGGGGGGAAAACACCUCCUCCAAACGACCCCCCCAAGACGGUGAAGUGCUCAUCCCAAUUAGGGGAACUAAAACCGAUAAGGAUGCAGCCCCGAUGAGCAACUCGAAUGCCAGUUGGAUCAAAUCCGCUGCCGUGAUUGACAUGUCGGGGAAGCAGACAAAGGGGGAAUAUCACAACGGGUUCGAGGACCAUCCCGUAGAUACAUCAGCUGAUCAACCAUUGGGUAGUAAACCUUCAUGCAACUCGUACCAUAACCGGUGUACUUCCCCCCCAAAUGAACAACACAGGUACUACGCCUGCCCGUUCUAUCAGACCCAUUAUAGCGGAUUAUCCCUCACCGAUGUUACCUCAAAAGAAAGGACGCAUCGGAAAAUCAGUUCCCACAGCAUGAUCGAAGGGGGAAACACCAAAAUGGAUAAUCAGCAAAAUCGCCCCGUGAGGAACAAACGGGAAGAUGUCGCAAAGGGUGAAGAACAUGACCCCCCCAACGACCCACUUGCAGAUGACCCACCCCCAAAUGAUGAUACCUACUACUGCAAUUUGAUGACAUGCACUUAUAAUAUAAUAAAAGGUACACACAGUGUGAAUACGCCAAGUGGAGGAAGAAAGAGUGAUAAGUCCUCCCAACCGAUCAGAUAUCAACGGGUUGAAAUUGGCGAAAUAGAGACCCUCCCUCGAGGAAGAAAUUCAAUCCAAGCGUACCCCAACGGAAGAAGACCCUCUGUGCAGAGUAAUUGGACGGAUCAGCUAGCCGAGGAAAGUCGCCAAAGUGAAAGCAAAUUCGAGUCCACGUUAAACGAGGACGCGUCGGACGUUCUGGAAAGAACACUGCCUGAAAAGGAUCCACCGAACAAGGCAAACAUAUCAGACCGAGCAGACGAAGACCGGGGAGUCCACCCAAAUAAUAAGAAUGCCCCAUCGACCUGCACAAAGGAAACAUAUUAUCACAAUAAACUUUUGCGCAAGUCUAAGAGUUCGCUACACAUGAGCCAGUGGGGAGAAAACACCCCCCACAGACACACCUCACGCAGCAGCAACAAUACCAAGCUAACCACGUUCACAAACAGGGAGCUACCAAAUGGAAGUAACAGCCAGUCAAAUUCUAAAUAUAGCAGAAAAAACACAAGGCAACACGAAAUGUUAGACAAAAUUGUCCAACUGGACAUCAGUAAUCAGGACCAAAAAAGUAAAAAAAGAAACAGAAAAAAAGACGCAUUGUCAUUAUCAUUGUCGUCAUUAUCACCAUUGUCAUUGUCAUCCUCCGCUAUAACAAGAAAAAAAAAAUAUUUUACGAAAAAAAAAAAAAAAAAAUACACUUCAUUUUUUUUGGAAAAUCCAAAGAUGCAAUAUUUAUUUGUACACAUUCCACAGUACUUUAAAAACAUCUUCGAUAUGACCAAGAAAAUAUUUUUCGAUUUAAAAAAAAAAAAAGUGGUCAUGCAAAAUGCAAUUUGGAAGAAUAAAAUAUUCAUCCCUGAAAGGGACCCACUAGGAUUAUUCAAAAAUGCAAAGUUAGAAAAAUGGUACGUGUCCUGGAUGGACGAAUUUAACAGAAAUAUUAUCACAAAAACGUACUACAUAGGAAUCUACCUUAUUAUGUAUAUAAUUACCCUAGACUUUGUAACGGCAUACAAAUUGUACUACACAACAACCAGAAGGAUGAUAAAUACAGCAUUACUCACACGGUACAAUUACCUGCGCUACUAUUUCCUAAAAUCGAUAGUUAACAUAUCUGUGUAUCUCCUUUAUAUACUUUUUGUAACGUUUAAAAUACGAAAGGAACCCACUUAUAAUAUUAAGCGGUAUUAUUUUGUCACCCUUAUUUUGUGCCUAGCCAAGCUCCUCAUAUCAUCCUCAGAUAUUUACGUGGCCAUCACGUCGUUAGAUUACUUUAUCAGCCCCUACUAUGUUUACAUAUACAUCCAUAUGCUCAUCGUGCAGACGUCCAUUUUGCUAAUAAUUCGAUACCCCACACAUUAUCUACUGUUCUUCAUCUACAUGAUUUGCUUCACUUCUUUAUACUGGUCUUUUUCCAUUCACAAAUGUUUUAUGGAAUUUAUUUUUAUCAUUGCUUGUGUUUCUUUUACCAUUAUUUAUUCUUAUGUGCUUUGCUCCAGGACAGUGGAGAUAAAUCGCCGCAUUUUGUUCUCCAAGUAUGAGUUGCCUUACCUUUUGUACCUUAAGGAGAUUGCUGGUUGUCUCAAUAGGCGCCGCCCCCAGGGGGCUGUCUGA
This is a messenger RNA of Plasmodium coatneyi, 3402 nucleotides long. RefSeq lists its product as uncharacterized. The transcript has a single exon. Lineage: Eukaryota; Apicomplexa; Aconoidasida; Haemosporida; Plasmodiidae. The record is from RefSeq and is a predicted model, not a curated record. The coding region runs from base 1 to 3402 and encodes 1133 amino acids.